AUGAAGAAAGAAACCAAUUCCAACCCAUCGAGAUGCCUUCCAAGCCCACUUCCCACACUGCUAUAUCCUCUCCUUCUCAUCAUACUACUCUCAGUGAUUAUCAUCACUACAUACAUUUCCACCUCCUACAUUGCCUUCACCAAUACAAAUGAUCAGACUCUCAUACCUUCCUCCAUCCACAGCCACAUAUCAAAUCUCCAGACCCAAGUGGGCCAUUUGCUUGAUCAGCUACAUAGUGAAAGCCCCACCUCAAAUACUGCAUCCAAGUACGCCAAUCGAGUGCUUGCCAUCGCCGUGUCGUUAGACAACCUCGCCGACCGUCUAUCCCAUCUCUACAGCGAUGCACCUGUCGACUGGAACAACACAAGCAACAUUGAUGGUGACGAUGAACUUGGCGAAGGAGAUGAUGGCGAAUUUGAUGAUGCAUUGCCACGUAAUGGGUUGUUCGGCUCCGGCGAGAUUCGCAACUACACAUCACCUAAGCCCAACAGGCAUGGGUUGAAGAAUUUCCUCGGCGUGGAAGCUGUGUAUCCAUCCAUUGGAUUAGCAUGCACCGGUGCAGCCGCAGACAUCGGUCGCUUCAUGUCAUACAAAAUGUAUGGGAGGUGCCCAGAUGAUUGGAUCAUGGCCCAGAAGCUAAUCGUGGCCGGGUGUGACCCACUUCCCAGAAGGCGGUGCUUCGCAAGAUCUCCCCCACAUUACACUAAGCCACUGCCAUUAAAUUCAUCUAUGUGGGGCCUGCCUGGCGACACUAACAUUCUGUGGACACACUACAAGUGCAAGAGCUUCACCUGUUUGAUGUCAAACAAUACAGUAGGCAAGAGAGGCUUCUUCAAGUGUGCUGAUUGCUUCAACCUCUCCAAGAGGGGCUGGGAGAAUGCAACAAUGGACAGGCCCACAUCGCCGGAGUUCACUGCCGAUGAGGUUCUGGCAUUGAAGCCGACCGGGGAGAUUCGAAUCGGGCUGGAUUUCAGCCCAACAACAGGCACAUUCGCUGCGAUCAUGAGGGAGAGGAAUGUGACCAUAGCUUCAGCCACCCUCAACCUUGGAGCUCCUUUCAGUGAGGUGAUUGCAUCGAGAGGCCUCCUCCCACUCUACCUGUCGGUCGGUUCGAGGCUACCAUUCUUCGACAACACGCUCGAUAUCAUCCAUUCGAUGCUGUUUUUGGAUGGGUGGAUUGGGGUGGAGCUCCUCCAGUAUGUGCUGUUCGAUUGGGACCGGAUCCUACGGCCGAGAGGGCUUCUUUGGAUCGACCGCUUCUUUUGUGGCAAGGACAACAUGAAGCUAUACUUGGAUGAGUUUCACAGACUGGGCUACAAGAAGCUGCUUUGGAGAGUAGUACCUAAGACAGAUAAGGAUGGUGAUGAGCUCUUUUUUUCUUCUGUUUUAGAGAAGCCAUUGAGAGCUUAA
Molecule: messenger RNA, 1410 nt
Organism: Magnolia sinica
Lineage: Eukaryota; Viridiplantae; Streptophyta; Magnoliopsida; Magnoliales; Magnoliaceae
Product: probable methyltransferase At1g29790
Exons: 1
Coding region: 1-1410 (469 amino acids)
Source: RefSeq, a predicted model, not a curated record